This is a messenger RNA of Lodderomyces parapsilosis, 915 nucleotides long. RefSeq lists its product as uncharacterized. The record is from RefSeq and is a predicted model, not a curated record. Bases 1 to 915 code for a protein of 304 amino acids. Gene Ontology annotation, molecular function: S-adenosylmethionine-dependent methyltransferase activity. NCBI's taxonomy places the organism in Eukaryota, Fungi, Ascomycota, Pichiomycetes, Serinales, Debaryomycetaceae. The transcript has a single exon.
AUGUCAGCAUAUUCUGAAACAAGCUUCGAUACGAAACGUUAUGACGACUCGAGACCUAAUUACCCUGAACCAUUCUACCACGAAUUGAUCAAAUAUCAUAAAGAGAAAGGUGGUACAACACAGCUUGCUGUUGAUAUUGGUUGCGGUUCAGGGUUUGUGACUUUUAAGUUACUUGAAUACUUUGAUCAUGUGAUUGGCACAGAUCCAUCGUCCAAUAUGAUAUUGCAAUGUCAAAGUCAUAUACCUCAAUCUUCAGAAAACAAAUUUAUUGAAUUUAGCAUUGGAUCAGCAGAAUCGCAUCCGUCAACAAUCAUGCCCAACUCCGUUGAUUUAAUCACAGGGGCUGAAUGUUGUCAUUGGGUGGAUCAUGCAAAGUUCUUUACAGAAUCUGCUAGGGUUUUGAAACCAAACGGUACUUUAGCGUAUUGGUUUUAUAAAGAUCCCGUUUUCGUUGGCUACCCAAAAGCAAAUGCAAUUUACGAAAACUACACCUACAACUCUUCAACAGCGACCAACCCCAAUGAAGCAUUUGAAAGAUAUAUGGGCCCUUAUUAUCAACAACCGGGUCAUGAUUACUUACGGUCAUUGUUGAAGGAGAAAUCUCCACCACCGGAUUUGUUUUAUGAUAUCGUAAGACAUGAAUACAUUUCCGAACGUGAUGGUGCACCUACAGGGACUGAAAACGCUUAUGUUACUAAAACACCUUUAUUUAUUUGUAAAAUCAUUGACAUGAGAUGGUUUUUAAAUUAUGUUAAAAGUUGGAGUGCAUAUCACAUUUGGAUGAAAGAGCAUGGCGAUAAGUAUGAUAUUGCGGAGGUUUUUGUCGAUGAGUUGAAGCAACAAAUGGGGUGGGAUGAUGAUACUAAAAUUAAAGUUAUUUGGGACACCGUAUACACUUUCGCUAGAAAAAAGUGA